UUAAAAAUAAAAAUUGGUAUCUCUUUUCAAUUUAAUCUCAAUUUUCUUCCUCAAGCACGAACCCUAAUCCCUUAUUUCCCAAUUUUCGUCAUUCACUCUCUCGCAGAGCUACGUGCUCCUUCAAUCGCUAGCAGAUUCGAAGCUCCUUGCGUCUGUUGCUGCUGAAGAAGCCGACACGAGGUUGAUAGGGUAAGCAGCAAAAGCAAAGAGGUUCCACUCCGAUAAUCAAGAACAACAUCGUUAUUGAGGACUGUGGUUCUUGCUAGAGCAAUCUCUCAAUAGCUGAAACUAUAGCAGGCACUCAAGCAUCUAUGGGUAUAAUCAGGAGUUGCUUCUCUUUCAUAGCAGGAACAGUCUGUGGGGUUUACGUGGCUCAGAAUUAUCAAGUUCCUAACAUCAUGAAGCUAGCUGACACUGCCUUGUUCAUGGCAAAAGUCAUUGAGGAAAAAUACCGCAAACCCAAGAAGAGAGGUGGUGAUGAAGACUAGUGCUUAAACAACGCUAUGUUGGAAUCAGGUUCUUGUUUUGUUUUAAAUCCUCCUAUAUUAUAUAGGAUCAAAUAUCUUUAUUAACAAAACUUUUGGAAUACACAAAUUAUAGAGGAAUUUUUGUGGAAGCAUUCUUACUUUCUUAGCAUUUAUAGGCUUAUUAUUUUUUCAUUUCCAAGGGAAACAUUCUCAUUCCUCGGUUGUCUUUCUUGCUCUAAAUAUCAAUUUAAGACCCAAGUUAAAGAAGUUUCAUAUACUCAGUUUCUCA
Gastrolobium bilobum is the source of this 756-nucleotide messenger RNA. RefSeq lists its product as uncharacterized. Bases 312 to 488 code for a protein of 58 amino acids. Lineage: Eukaryota; Viridiplantae; Streptophyta; Magnoliopsida; Fabales; Fabaceae. The record is from RefSeq and is a predicted model, not a curated record. The transcript has 2 exons.